This is a messenger RNA of Fragaria vesca subsp. vesca, 300 nucleotides long. Its product is annotated as GPI ethanolamine phosphate transferase 2-like. NCBI's taxonomy places the organism in Eukaryota, Viridiplantae, Streptophyta, Magnoliopsida, Rosales, Rosaceae. The annotation marks the transcript as partial. The transcript is spliced from 3 exons. The record is from RefSeq and is a predicted model, not a curated record.
AUUCUUCAUUAUCUGGGAUUAGAUCAUGUUGGACAUACUGGUGGCCGCAACAGUGCCUUGAUGGCCCCAAAACUUACAGAGAUGGAUGAUGUGGUCAAGAUGAUUCAUAUGACUAAUAUAGUGAAUCAAAAGAAUGGUCAAGGAAAGACACUCUUGGUCAUAGUAAGUGACCAUGGCAUGACUGAGAGUGGUAAUCAUGGAGGGUCCUCAUAUGAAGAAACAGACUCCUUAGCACUAUUUAUUGGCCUGAAAAAUGAUGUCUCUGAUUAUUUGUCGUCUACCCAUAACAAUAUUUACCAG